AUGCUCCCCUCACGCAUCAUGUUCAACAAUACGCGCAAUCCAGUCCCCCUCCUGCGUCUCGCAACCAUCCUCGCCGCCGUCCUCACCUUCAUCUUGAUGGGGAUAGCCUACUCGCAGCAAGAAUACUUCUUCACGUCAAGCCCAGGCUCAUCCACAGACGCCGUGGUCUUCGCUCCAGUCCGUCCCUUCUCCCUAACCCUCACAUUACCUCCAGUUCCCCAAUCGACUAAGAUAAUCUGCCCACAGGCCGCCUACACCCUCCUCUACAGCACCCCAACCCUCCUCCUCCAUCUCCUCCGCGGGCCUCACCCCUACCAUCCCGGAAUCGACAUACCCUUCGACUUCAUCGGCUGGGGUCUCGGAUGGGCCAUGGGAUGUCUGUUGCUCGCGACGAAUCUGAAGUACAAGUACCCGAGCAAUGAGGAUUAUCCGUCUGGAGAUGGGAGGGUCAUUAUGGAGGGGGAGGUGUUGAAGGGGGUGGAGAUUGCGGGGGCGGUGUUUGCGGUGGUUGUUGGGGCGGUUGACGUGAGAAGGAAGAGUGAGAAGGCGGCGAAGAAAUUGGGCAUUGCAGGUGGGAAAUGGAACGAUGCCUGA
Molecule: messenger RNA, 594 nt
Organism: Saxophila tyrrhenica
Lineage: Eukaryota; Fungi; Ascomycota; Dothideomycetes; Mycosphaerellales; Extremaceae
Exons: 2
Coding region: 1-594 (197 amino acids)
Source: RefSeq, a predicted model, not a curated record